CAGGGAUCCAGGGUCCCCCCACCGGGGCCCCAGCCUCCCCCCCCCAGAGAGCCAGGCCCGGUGCCGGACACAUUUGCAACAGUGCUGGGAAGAAAGCCAGGCAGGAUUCAUCCCCUGGCUGGGUCCCCCGUCGCGCUCGGAGCGGUAUGGAGACCCCCGGGAGCUCCCUCAGCAGAGCCCACGCCCCGGCACGGUGGCAAAGCGCCUGGCUGGAAAGAAGGGUAAUCCGAGGAACAAUCCUUCACUUGUCUCUGCAUCCCAGAGCACCGGAGCGACACACGUCCGGCCUCGCCAUUGCUGCGGCGCGGCGAGAGGGGAAACCGAGGCACCAAGAGGUGACGCGACCUGCUGGGGGUUGCACAGUGAAGCAGGGGGAGAGCUGGGAUAGAACCAAGGAGUCCUGAGUCCCCGUCUCCAUUGCUAUGAUGAUCAUGUAUAAUCUAAGAUAAUAAAACAAUUGGACGUGAAAACGCCAAAGGCUGCGCUGAAAAGAAAUGUCGCCCAACCAGACGCCUGCUUGUGGGAAGUUGCCAUUUGCACCAACCAGCAUUUUUGGAUGGAAAAACCAGCCCCUCGGGCAACCGCUGCGCAGGUCGGCCGGGAAGGGCGUGGAGCCGGGGCUGCAGAUUCUCUCCGAAGCAGAGCCCCAGGGAUCGAUUUUUUUGGUGCCUACCUGCUAUGCUAGGAAACAAGAGACCCUUCCGCUGCAGCGCCCACCCCACGCCCAGCGUCUCCUCGUCGGCGCCAGCCACCACGUGGGAGCAGGCGAUGCUGGCGAAGGCCCCGCGGUCCUGCAGCUGGAACUUCACCACGGGCGGCGCCGCCGCGGCCUUGGCCCCGGCCCCCUUGACGCUCUCGUAGGCCGGCGGGCGCUUCAUCCCCCCGCAGGGGGCCGGGUGAGCUACAAUCAGGGGGGCACCGUAGCCCCCCAUUUGCCGUGCCGCCUGCGGGGAUGUCGCCGCCCCCGGCUCUGUGUCUGGCCGGAGACCCUGGCACGGGCCCGGCACAGCCUCGGCCCCGGUGAGCCGGCGCGGGGACCAUGAGCGGCGCCCGGAAGAAAAGCAGCUUCCAGAUCACCAGCAUCACCAGUGAGUUUGAGCCGCCGGUGGCGCCGCCCGCCGUGGAGCCGCCGGAGGACACGGCCGCGCCGCGCAACGGGCCGCCCGGCGCCGCCUCCCGCUUCCGCCUGGUGAAGCUGGACCAGGGCCCGGGCGAGCCCUUCAAACGGGGCCGCUGGACCUGCCUGGAGUUCUACGACCAUGACCCCGAGCACCAGGCCGUGGGGCGGCUCCUGGGUGCCCCCCGGCACCCACAGUCCCUCGACUCCCGCCUGGAGCUGGCUGGGCUGCUGCCCAAGCCCCACGGCUACUCCAGCCUUCCGCCGCCGCGCGGGCACGGCCACUCCCAGGGCACGGCCCAUCCCAGCGAGCAUCUGCCCCACUCGCUGGGGGGCGAGGAGAGGACAGCCGGGGGCAGAGCUCACAGCCAUGGGGCCGCUGCGGAGCCGAGCCUGGGGGUCGAAGAGCUGCUGCUGCCCCACAGCCUCGCCCAGCGCAUCCGGAGGGAGGUGGAGGAGAGGCACAAGGUGCCACCCCGAGGCUCCCGCCCCUCAUCCCCGGCCCCCCCAUUCUUCCGGGAAGGGAGCCCCGUCCGGAGGGGGUCAGACCCCUUUGGAAGCCACCUCAGCCUGGCCCGCUCCAUGUUCGCUAUGGGGGGCCACCAGGACAGCGACGAUGAAAGCGGCUCAGGCAGCAGCAUGAUCGCCAUCGACAACAAGAUCGAACAGGCCAUGGACCUGGUGAAGAGCCACCUGAUGUUGGCGGUGCGGGAGGAGGUGGAGGUGCUGCGGGAGCAGAUCAAGGAGCUGGCCGAGCGCAACGCGGCCCUGGAGUGGGAGAACGGGCUCCUGCGCUCCCUGGCCAGCCCCGAGCAGCUGGCCCAGCUCCGCCGCCCCACGGCCUGACCCCCACCGGGGCACCGCACGCUACGAUCCCGCACAUGUGAAGGGAGCUGCAGGGGCCUGGCUACUAACACAGCACGUGCCUUGGGGGACGGGAUGGAGCCAGGACUCCUGGGUUCUCUCCCCGGCUCCAGCAGAGCAGGGGGGGCUGGGAGCCAGGACUCCUGGGUUCUCUCCCCAGCUCUGGGAGGGGAGUGGGGGCUGGUGGA
Messenger RNA from Mauremys mutica (yellowpond turtle), 2169 nucleotides. It is a transcript of the gene TSC22D4, whose product is annotated as TSC22 domain family member 4. The transcript has 8 exons. Lineage: Eukaryota; Metazoa; Chordata; Testudines; Geoemydidae. The record is from RefSeq and is a predicted model, not a curated record. Bases 1040 to 1963 code for a protein of 307 amino acids. Gene Ontology annotation, biological process: response to osmotic stress; regulation of transcription by RNA polymerase II.